This is a messenger RNA of Diaporthe batatas, 2788 nucleotides long. RefSeq lists its product as uncharacterized. The record is from RefSeq and is a predicted model, not a curated record. Gene Ontology annotation, molecular function: protein binding. The coding region runs from base 451 to 2535 and encodes 694 amino acids. The transcript has 3 exons. NCBI's taxonomy places the organism in Eukaryota, Fungi, Ascomycota, Sordariomycetes, Diaporthales, Diaporthaceae.
GUCGAGCCUGCCUGUCCAAGGGCCCAAAUGCUACAUAGUACUGCCCCCCAUCCCCCUGCCCCCCUAACGGCUGGGCAUGUCCCUCAAGAACUGGCCCGUGCCCCGCGGAAACAAACAACAAAAAAGUCGGGAUCCCACAAAGUCCCUCUCCCCUUUCGUACCCCGACAUCAGUCCACUUGUGAUCCCAGCUGAUAUCAUAUUACUGGAGGGGCCUGCCACUCUGCGGUCGACCACAGCCCUGGGAUUUCAAGGCUCGAUUCAGGCCCUGCUCUGACCUCACCUCGCGCCUCCCGCCCUCCGCCCUCGCCCUCCAACGAACCAGUCCAGCCAAAUCCCAAACCACCCGAUUCUCAAUUAUCGCUCACCCACGCCCACACCCGCCCACACCCGCCUGAACGCCACCGGCCGCUAAAUCUCGCUCCCGCUCCGGCCGAGAGGAAGUUUAUGCAAUGUCAGGCACCAUGCGAGGUACGCCCAGCCGUGGGGCCGAUCGUGGCCGCAUUCCCACCUUCAACCACAGCCCAGCACCUGGCGCCGGCUCUGGGCCUGGCGCCAGCUCUGCCUCUGGCAUCCCCAGGCCUGUUCUCGGGGCAGACCUCGCCCACAAGGAGAGCUACGCUACUAAUAGCGAGAUAGGCGGGGCCAGUACGGUCAGCACCAGCAGACAGAAGCAGUCCAAGAGGGACGAGGCCAUCCGCCGGAAGCUGGAGAAUGACCUCUCCAAGAAGAAGCACCUCAGCGGCCGCGCUAGGCACACGCGAAAGGCCCCUCCCGGCACCGUCCUCGCCCUGAAGCCCAGCCAGGCCCUCCAGAUCAAGCCCCAGACCACCGUCGCCGAGGCCGCCCAGUUGAUGGCCGCCAAGAGGGAGGACUGCGUGCUGGUUACCGACGACGAUGACAGGAUUGCCGGUAUAUUUACCUCCAAGGACUUGGCCUUCCGCGUCGUCGGGGCUGGCCACAAGCCCGCCAACGUCACCAUCGCCGAGAUCAUGACCAAGAACCCCCUGUGCGCCCGCACCGACACCAGCGCCACCGAUGCCCUCGACCUCAUGGUCCGCAAGGGCUUCCGCCACCUGCCCGUCAUGGACGAGAACCAGGACAUCUCCGGUAUCCUCGACAUCACCAAGUGCUUCUACGACGCCAUGGAGAAGCUCGAGAGGGCAUACUCCUCCUCGAGGAAGCUGUACGACGCCCUCGAGGGUGUCCAGUCCGAGCUUGGUUCCAGCCAGCCCCAGCAGAUCAUCCAGUACGUCGAGGCCCUGCGCACCAAGAUGUCCGGUCCCACCCUGGAGACCGUCCUGAACGGCGACCCGCCCGUCACGGUCAGCGUCAGGACUCCUGUCAGGGAGGCUGCUCAGAUGAUGAAGGAGAACCACACCACCGCGGUCCUGGUCACGGACAACGGCGCCAUCACCGGUAUAUUCACCAGCAAGGAUGUCGUCCUCCGUGUUAUUGCCCCAGGCUUGGAUCCGGCCACCUGCAGUGUUGUUCGUGUCAUGACCCCACACCCGGACUUUGCCCCCAUGGACAUGAGCAUCCAGGCCGCUCUCCGGAAAAUGCACGAUGGCCACUACCUCAACCUUCCGGUCAUGAACGAUGGCGGCGAGAUUGUUGGCAUGGUUGACGUGCUGAAGCUGACAUACGCGACCUUGGAGCAAAUCAACGGCUUGUCUACCACCGACAGCGAGGGCCCGGCCUGGAACAAGUUCUGGCUGUCUCUGGACCACGAGACAGAGUCCAUGGUCUCGGGCGACGGCACCCACCACGACCGCAGCCACGUCGGCUCGCGCUCGCUCAUGUCCCCCGAUAUCAAUAGGGACCGUAUCCUGGACAGCGUCGCGCCUGGUGACUCGGCCUCUCACGCCGGUGUGGAAUCGCCCCCGCACAGCCACCUGGCACACUCCCCAGAGCUGCCCCCCAGCGAGCUGCCCUUCCCCUUCAAGUUUAAGACGCCCAGCGGCCGCACCCACCGCCUGCAGGUCAUUGCCUCGCAGGGCAUGGACGCCUUCGUCGUCAACAUCAUCUCGAAGCUCGGCUCCGAGAUCGACUCUGUCGGCGGCGCGCCUACGGUCGAGGACGGCAAGCUGUCCUUCAACGGGUUUGCGCUCAGCUACAUGGACGACGAGGGCGACUCGGUGUCCAUCACGACCGACCAGGACCUCCUCGAGGCGAUCCUACUCGCGCGCCAGAGCCACCACGACAAGGUGGACCUGUUCGUCCACGACCCGGAGAAGCCCCCAGUUACGGCCGCCCCAACCCCCGCACCCGAAACGGUCAUCCCCACACCUCCGGCGUCUAGCGUGCGGGAGCGCAGGAGGAGGAACUACGACGGCGAGGACGACAGCGAGGAGGACGACAGCGAGGACGAGUCGCCGCGGGGCGCGCGGGCCAGGAGACACCGCAGCAGGCACGCGCCCCAGGCGGAGCAGGUGAUCUCGGGAGUCCCCAACGAGCUGCUCCUCCCUGGUGCCAUCGCGACGCUGGCGGUUGUCAUCGUGGCCACCUUCACGAUCGGCCGCAUGUCGAGCCGAUAGACGGGGGCGCAGCGGACCUAUGGCAUGCCCCGGAGCGGUGUGGUUUCUAGAAACAAGAACAAAGACGAUAUCCCCCAGAGCAGGCGUUGUUGAAAUGGGUGUUUACAAAUGUGGUUUAUACAUAUAUGGCGAGAGAAGGUGCACAUGUUAUUUGCAUGGACUGCUGUGGCACGUCCUCCCACGUGCAUAGACUAAUAGGCAUCGCCUACUUAUCGUUCUAUGACAUUUUAAUGUGACGCUGAAUUCGACUCUG